AUGGUGCAGUCUGGCAAUGUGACAGAAUUCAUUUUUCUAGGACUCUCUCCUAAUCCAGAAAUUCAGAGAGUGUGCUUUGUGUUAUUUUUGUUCUUGUACAUCGCUAUUAUUCUGGGAAAUUCUCUCAUUGUGUUGACUGUCAGCUUCAGCAAGAGCCUUGGCUCGCCCAUGUAUUUUUUCCUCAGCCACCUCUCCUUUGUGGAGAUUUGUUAUUCCUCUACCACUUCCCCAAAACUCAUUGUGGAUUUGCUUUCUGAAAGGAAAUCAAUCUCCCUAGAGGGCUGCAUUACACAAACAUUCUUCUUCCAUGUCUUUGGUGCCAUUGAAAUGUUUCUCCUCACAAUAAUGGCUUAUGACCGAUACUUGGCCAUCUAUAGGCCUCUACAUUAUGUGACCAUUAUGAACCGCCGGAUCUGUGCCAUUCUGGUUGGGAUGGCCUGGUUGGGUGGCUUUUUACACUCAAUUGCUCAAAUUGUCUUUGUGUUCCACUUACCCUUUUGUGGACCUAAUGUGAUUGACCAUUAUUUCUGUGAUGUGCUCCCUCUGUUAGAGCUUGCAUGUACUGAUACCUUCUUCAUUGGGUUGCUUAUUGUGGCUAAUGGAGGGAGCCUAUCAAUGGUCAGCUUCAUAAUUCUAUUAAUCUCUUAUAGUGUUAUCUUAUUUCACUUAAGGGGGCAUAGCAAGGAAGAACGCCGAAAAGCCCUUUCCACUUGUGCUUCCCAUGUCAUUGUAGUUAUCUUGUUCUUUGGACCCUGUGCCAUCAUCUACCUGCGACCCUCCACCACAAACUCCAUGGACAAAAUGGUGGCCAUAUUCUACACAGUGAUCACUCCCCUCCUCAACCCAUUCAUCUAUUCCUUGCGGAAUGCUGAAGUGAAGAAUUCCAUGAGGAAACUGUGGUUCAGGGCAAUGAAUCAAGGAGAGACAGGAAGAGGGUAA
Molecule: messenger RNA, 939 nt
Organism: Monodelphis domestica (gray short-tailed opossum)
Lineage: Eukaryota; Metazoa; Chordata; Mammalia; Didelphimorphia; Didelphidae
Product: olfactory receptor 4X2-like
Biological process (GO): G protein-coupled receptor signaling pathway
Cellular component (GO): membrane
Molecular function (GO): olfactory receptor activity; G protein-coupled receptor activity
Source: RefSeq, a predicted model, not a curated record